GUGUGUGCGUGAAACGUUGUACACCAAGGCGGCCGGCGGGCACUGUGUGUACUCUAAGAGGCGUAGAGGGAUUUUCUUAUUUCUGCUCUGGUAAAUCUGUCGCUCCAGUCAGUGAGGCAGCGAAGGGCAAGCCGCGCGCCGUUGACCGUGUCUGUGCUUCUUUUUUCUGUCUGCUCAGCUGCCAAUGCUAAGAUUCGUAGUGUUACUUACAUACAUACGCAAAAUACGAUACGGUGCGGUACAACAGUUCUUUCGCGAACAGUUCUCCCUUUUUUACGCUCGUUCUCUUUCUUCUCGCCGCGUAUCAUGCGGCAUCACUAUCACGUUUUUCUACCUAACACUGCAAAUCUGAUAAGGCCGGGAAACGAAACUUCAUGAUUUAUCCUCAUUUGACUCAGUGUGCUCUGUAAACUCCGUCAUUACUAUGUAACUGACUUACCGUUAUUACGAUUUCCCCUUGGAUUUGCCGUAGACGUGUGAUCCUAUUCCCGUUCACAAUCGAACACGUGUUUAUUCAAAUUUUUAUCGGAUAAUCGGAUAUCGGCGCUUUUUGCAUAUAAUAUCAUGUUGCAUGUAAAAUGAGACGUUCGCAAUUUAUGAAAUAUUUGCAAAUUGGAAAAUUUGAUUAUCGGAUAUCGAUUUUAUAAUGGUGUGUGUGAUAGUUAUUUAUGUUACAGCAUUAAAAGUAAUCGCAUACGCUGUACAUAUCUUUUGUUUUGUUAAUACAUAUGCAAUUGAUAAAGAAGCAAUUGUAGCUCUCGAUCUUUGUAAUUCUAUUACAAUUCUGAAAUACAAAAACAUUUAUUUAUUAUUAAAAUAUUAUUUAUAUGUGUACUUUAACAUGUACAUUUCUUGCAUUCGAUUGUUUAUUAUUUAUAAUUUAUUCUUGCACGCUAUAUAUAUGUAUGGUUUAAGUCCUGUGUACAAGACAUUAGAAUUGUAAAAACGAAAUGACAGGGUUACCAACGAAACUAGCCCGUUCUUCUUGAAUGCAUUUUGAAAACCACAAACGGAACACUACAUUACGGAGCUUUCGUCUUUUAUGUAGCCGACGGCAGUUGGAUUACACGUUUUUCCAAUGGAUCCAAUUAUACUAGAGAAUAGUAGUACCGAAAUUGGAGCACAAUCACAACAAUCACAUCAACAACAACAACAACAACAACAACAACAACAACAACAGCAACAACAACAGCAACAGCAAUAUGGUGAAGUGAAUCAACUAGGAGGUGUAUUCGUUAAUGGAAGACCACUUCCGAACGCCGUCAGAUUGAGGAUAGUCGAACUCGCACAAUUGGGUAUUAGACCAUGCGAUAUUUCGAGACAAUUACGAGUAAGCCAUGGAUGCGUCAGUAAGAUACUGGCACGCUAUCAUGAAACAGGUAGUAUUCUACCAGGCGCAAUUGGUGGCAGCAAGCCGCGUGUGACUACACCGAAAGUCGUACAGUACAUCAAACAAUUGAAAUUAAAAGACCCAGGGAUUUUUGCUUGGGAGAUCAGAGAUCGACUGUUAUCCGAUGGCGUUUGCGACAAGUAUAACGUUCCUUCAGUAUCCAGUAUAUCAAGAAUAUUAAGAAAUAAAGUUGGCACAACGACGACAAUGCACCAUCAUCAUCCGCAUCAUUCAGCUCAUCAUCAUCAUCAUCAUCACCUUUAUGCGGCUGCCGCAGCGGCUGGUGCAGCCCUUUGUCCAGUGCCAUACCCACCGACGCCUUAUCAUCCGACGGCACCGCCUUCCAUCGCACAUCAUCAUCAUCAGGUUGCACCAUCGUCAGCAAGUAAGUUGUCAUCAUCGCCGCCUCCGGCAGUACAUAACAGCAGUAGCCAUCAAACAACGACCAACAUUUUACAAUGGCCGAGUCCUCACACUGUACACGACAUUCUGGCAAACAGCUGUAACGUACAGAAUUCCUCGUCGUCCUCGUCGCCAACUUCGUCACUAUGCUCUACAAUCAACAACAAUCAUCAUCAUCAUCAUCACAAUCGUCAUGACGACAGUUCUGUUAACAAUAAUAAUAACAACAAUAAUAAUGACAACAACAAUGACAGAAUGUCAAGCGGUUAUCUUCAUCAUCAUCAUUCUCAUCUGGCACAUCAUCAUCAACAGUAUUAUGCUUCAGCGCUAUACCAUCAUCAUCAUCAUCAUCAUUCAGAUGCUGUGACGGCAGCCACUAUAUCAUCUACGCUCUCUGUACAAUCUAUUAUGUUGCAGUCAGGAAGCCAGCCAGCCAGCCCUUGUAAUUGAAGAUAACAAUAUUGUUUUAUGAAUUUGGAAUAGUAGACAACCAAAUAAUUAAUAUCUUUGUUUUCUGUACGUGAAUAAAUUCUUUUAAUAUAUUUUUACGCGUUAUAGUAUUAGAAUGAGGCUUUUGCGUUAAAAUGAUAUUUAAAUAAUAAACGAUAUUCAUCAUUAUUGUUGUCAUUUCAAGGAUAAAUUAUUAAGAAAAUUAUAAUUAAAUUGGCUUCUCUUUACUCAUGCUAUGAUAUU
Molecule: messenger RNA, 2485 nt
Organism: Pogonomyrmex barbatus (red harvester ant)
Lineage: Eukaryota; Metazoa; Arthropoda; Insecta; Hymenoptera; Formicidae
Biological process (GO): anatomical structure development; regulation of transcription by RNA polymerase II
Molecular function (GO): RNA polymerase II cis-regulatory region sequence-specific DNA binding; DNA-binding transcription factor activity, RNA polymerase II-specific
Source: RefSeq, a predicted model, not a curated record